AAGGGCAUUCCUUUAAAAUCAAAUUUGUUCCACUUACAGCAUUAAAUGGUUGCUAAUUAAGAAAGUGGCUGAAAUGAAAACCUGCAGCCUCCCAAUACCCUAGAAACUCAGUUUGAGAUUUCAGCUAUAAAAAAUAUCCCAGAAUAAGAGCCCACGUUUUUGAAAUCUGCGCAUAUUCAAAAAAGAGAAGUAGGAAUAAAACAAUUAAAUAGGAUGGAGCCACGGCCCAUGCAGCGUGUAUAGCUUUCGCCUUGUCUCUUGUAACUUCUACUUCGUUGACUGUAAAGCUGCUACUCUCACUUCUUUCUCUGCUUCCUUAAAUUGCUCUGAAACCACAAACCUUUCCCCGCCCCUUUGAAACCAGGAUGUAUGCGAGUUGACAGGGUGGCGAAGUUUUUCUUGCAAAUCGAAUACAUUUAAAACUUAUAUAUACAUAUAUAUUUUUUUUCAAAAUAAUAGCAAUGAAAAUAAAAGUUUUCCUUUAACUCUCUCAUCGUCUGGCUUCGCCACGUGUAGCUAUUUUAAGAUCGCCGGACAGAAAUCCCCUUGGAUUCAAGCUGCGACGCUGUUAUCGGGUUACUAGUUAAGAUUAUUACGGAUUAGUCCGAAGUUUAUUUUUUUUUUACCGGAGACUCGUCUCCUUUCCUAAUCCGACAUAAGUAAAAUUCGCCUCCUGGGUUCCCGACUCGUCUGACGGAAGCGCUCUCGAUGCAUCCAGAAGAAGCCGUUGCAGACCCUCUCUCUGCCCCAUCCUCCAGCGGGCUGGCUGGCGACACGGAGCUUCUGGCUUCUUCGGACCGAAAAGAAUCGCUCAGUACUUACCGGGAGUUCGUCACAAGCACAUACAUGGACUUGAUGAGUGCCAACCAGCACUCUAUACACGCCCUAAACUGGCGGCGACUCUACCUGAGCAGGGCGAAGCUGAAAGCCUCUAGCAGAACAUCAGCGCUGCUGUCCGGAUUUGCAAUGGUGGCCAUGGUAGAAGUGCAGCUGCAAGACACAUUUUCCUAUCCACCUGGUUUACUAAUUGCUUUCAGUGUGUGCACCACAGUCCUGGUGGCUGUCCACCUCUUUGCCCUGAUGAUUAGCACCUGCAUUUUGCCACACAUUGAAUCUGUCAGCAACAUCCACAAUCUGAACUCUGUGUCGGAGUCACCACAUGAACGCAUGCACCACUACAUCGAGCUCGCCUGGGGCUUCUCCACAGCCCUGGGUAUCCUCCUUUUCCUUGUAGAGGUGGUGCUGCUCUGCUGGGUAAAGUUUCUACCAGUGGGAGUUCCGGUGAUGAAAGAUGGACUGAUAAUAAAUACGACAGAGAAUUCCAAAUAUGAUGAGAGCGAGCGCUGGAAUGCAGCUUUAGCUGCCACAGUCAUCAUGGUUCCCGUUGUACUGAUUUUCAUGGCUUUUGCCUUUCAUUUUUAUCGUUCACUGGUCACACAUAAAACAGAUCGGCACACACAGGGGCUGGACGAGUUGAAUCGCAUUAAAUUUCAGCUUGAUGAUGAAGACUUGAUUGUGAAUACAGUUUAAAAUUGGGUAAAACAGUUGGCAGUUUAAUAUUUGUGUGACAAAUGCAUAGAACAAUGAUCAUUUCAAGUGAACCAUCAUGUUCAGAGACUCGCUUGGUGGCCUUUUUCAGGCAUUUCAUCAAAUACAGAAACAAUUUAACCCCUCCAAGUUUUUUUCUUAUAAGAAUGCAGCAACGGAUUUUUCUUGUAUAGACUGCAACUUUUUCUAAAUUCUAUUCAUUGUUUAUUUCAAAAUGAUUUUUGUAAUUUGGAAAAUGUGACAGACCUACAGUAGGUUCGCCUCCCGGGUCCUCCCUGCAUGGAGUUUGCAUGUUCUCCCCGUGUCUGCGUGUGUUUCCUCCCA
Messenger RNA from Polypterus senegalus (gray bichir), 1872 nucleotides. Its product is annotated as calcium release-activated calcium channel protein 1-like. The record is from RefSeq and is a predicted model, not a curated record. The coding region runs from base 709 to 1530 and encodes 273 amino acids. The transcript has 2 exons. Gene Ontology annotation, biological process: store-operated calcium entry. Lineage: Eukaryota; Metazoa; Chordata; Cladistia; Polypteriformes; Polypteridae. Gene Ontology annotation, cellular component: membrane. Gene Ontology annotation, molecular function: store-operated calcium channel activity.